AUGGCUCCAGUGUUAGCUGUGCCCAAUGGGACGGAUAGCUAUACGGUUUAUACCGAUGCUUCGAGAGAGGGGUUAGGGUGUGUUUUGAUGCAAAAUAGGAAUGUGAUUGCCUACGCAUCUCGGAAGUUAAAGUCUCAUGAGCAAAAUUAUCCAACCCAUGACUUGGAACUUGCAGCUGUCGUGUUUGCUUUGAAAAAAUGGCGGCACUAUUUAUACGGGGUGACAUUUGAGAUCUAUACGGAUCAUAAGAGCCUUAAGUAUCUAUUUUCUCAGAAGAAGCUAGACCUAAGGCAACGUCGGUGGGUGGAGUUCUUAGAAGACUAUGAUUGUAGUGCUAAAAUGUACCAGGAUCUCAAAAGUCUGUAUUGGUGGGAUAAUAUGAAUGCAGAGAUUGCUCAGUUUGUGCAAAAAUGUCUUAUGUGCCAACAAGUGAAAGCUGACCAUCAAAAACCGUCAGGUCUAUUACAGCCUUUAGAGAUCCCUGAAUGGAAGUGGGAGCAUAUAACGAUGGAUUUCGUAUCGGGUUACCAAGAACUCAAAAAGUAUCGAUCUCCAAUCCAUUGGGAUGAAGCAGGGGAGAGGAAGAUUAUUGAUUCGGCUACAAUACUGUGGGUUGAGGAAGCCUACGAAAGGGUAAAGGUGAUUCGUCAGAGGCUUCAAACAGCCCAAAGCCGACAAAAGAGUUAUGCCAAUCAUCCGAGGAAGGAUUUGGAAUUUGAGAUAAGAGAUAAAGUGUUUCUUAGGAUUACUCCCUUGAAAGGAAAGAUUAAGGCAGGAAAAGGGAAAAAGUUACAACCGAGAUAUAUAGGACCUUUUAAUAUACUCCAGCGGAUAGGGAAGGUGGCUUAUCGACUAGAGCUACCAGCUAGCUUGUCUCGGAUUCAUGAUGUGUUUCAUGUUUCUUUGCUUAAGAAAUACCAUCCGGAUCCAACUCAUAUUUUGCCAUCAGAAGAUAUUGAACUCGACGAGUCGUUAACCUAUGAGGAACGACCCAUUCGAAUUCUGGACAAGAAGGUGAAGGACUUGAGGAACAAGCAGAUUCCACUAGUGAAGGUUCUAUGGAAACACCAUGAAGUGGAGGAAGCCACCUGGGAGCUAGAGAAGGAUAUGCGAGAGAAGUAUCCAGACCUAUUUACAGCUCAAGAUAAGUGCUCAGUGCAGGAGCGCCGUGUCUUAUGGCAUACCUUAUUAAAUGAUAAGCCAAUUUCUCUUCCUUGGUGCAUUGGGGGUGAUUUUAAUGUUAUAUUAGCACCUCAUGAAAAACGAGGGGGACGUCCAUUUGUUAUAGCGGAGGGGAUGGAAUUCAUGUCUUUUAUGGAAGAUGCCGGAGUUUUUGACGUAGGAUUUUCAGGAGCUAGCUUCACAUGGUCUAACAAUCGGAGAGGAAGAGCUCGGGUUUCAAAGAGGUUGGAUAGGUUUUUAGUCAAUGGGGCUUGUUUGGAUCUCUCAAACGCAAUUUCUGUGCUUCACCUGGCAAGACAUCCUUCAGAUCAUGCACCGUUGAAAAUUUCAUUUAAGGAGAGAUCAGAUCAUACGCCACGGCCUUUCAGAUUUUUGAACGUCUGGACAACCAAAUCUGAACUCUUGGAGGUAAUUCGAUAUGCUUGGAAUCAAGAUGUGUCUGGUUCUCCAUUGCGUGUUUUGAGCUCUAAACUUUUGGCAACGAGGAGGGCUAUUCAAACUUGGAACAAGCAACACUUUGGGAAUGUAUUUGAUGCUGUUCGUUCUGCAGAAAUGGGGGUCCAACGCGCAGAGGAAGCUAUGGAUCAAUAUGCAUCGGAGGAAUGUCAGGUUGAGCUUAGCAAGGCUCAGGCGGAGUUGCGGCAUGCAUUGUCAAUUGAAGAGCAAUUUUGGAGCCAAAAAGCCAGGGUCAAAUGGCUUAAACACGGAGAUCGUAAUUCAAGGUAUUUUCAUGCGGUAGUAAGACAGAGACGGGCUCAAGGAAUGAUACACCGCAUCAAAAAGUCAAACGGUGUUUGGGUGGACAAGAAUGAUGAUAUAGCAACUGAGGCAAUAACAUAUUUUUCUGACCUAUUCACGUGUUCUUUAGAGUCAUCUUCCGAUUUGCGGCACCUAAUUCCAUCCAUAAUCUCGGAAGAGGACAAUGAAAAAUUGGAAGAGGUUCCUUCGAUUGAAGAAGUCUAUCGAGUCGUGAGAUCAAUGGAUGGGGACAGUGCUGCUGGCCCAGAUGGUUUCACAGGCAAAUUUUUAACAUUUGCCUGGGAAGUUGUUGCCCAAGAUGUAUAUAAUGCAAUACUCAGCUUUUUCUGUGGGGCAGAGUUGCCUCGAUUCAUCACAUCUACCUCCAUUGUGUUAAUUCCGAAGAUGCCAAAUCCCCAGGAUUUUUCUCAAUUUAGGCCCAUCAGUCUGUGUAACUUCUUCAACAAAUUAUUAUCCAGGAUCUUAGCUGAUAGAAUUGCUUAUGUACUGCCCAAAAUUAUUUCACCCCAGCAGACAGGCUUUGUGAAGGGGCGCAAUAUAACAGAUAAUUUUCUGCUAGCUCAGGAGAUAGUUUCGGGUAUUGGGAAAAAGAAUAGAGGAGGCAAUGUGGUAAUGAAGCUUGACAUGUCUAAAGCUUAUGACCGGGUGGCAUGGGAUCAUAUUAUUGAUGUUCUCAGGAGGUUUGGCUUCGGAGAAAUAUUUAUUGAUUUAGUAUGGCGAUUGAUCUCUAAUGUCUGGUUUUCGGUCAUUUUAAAUGGGGCAUCUCAUGGUUUUUUUAAAUCUACGAGAGGCCUCCGUCAGGGUGAUCCUUUAUCGCCUGCUUUAUUCAUUAUAGGGGCUGAGGUGUUAUCUAGAGGAUUGAAUAACCUUGCCAUGCAAUCGGGUUUUGUGGGAUUCAAAGUCCCGUAUGCAUGUCCUACUAUAACUCAUUUGGCGUUUGCGGAUGAUGUUCUCAUAUUUGCAAACGGAUCCUCUUAUUCUCUAAAGGUUAUCAUGCAGGUGCUAGAGGCGUAUCAAAGGUGUUCGGGUCAGCUAAUAAAUGUGCUAAAAACUUGUUACCUGGUUCAUCCAUCUUUACCACCGGCAAGACGAAGGGUGAUUGAACGUAUCACCAAGUUUUCCUGGCAACCAUUUCCAAUUCGGUAUUUGGGUUGCCCCCUUUACUUUGGGAGAUGCAAAUCAUCAUAUUUUGGAGAAGCGUGUCAGUCUAUUCUAGGGAGAAUUAUAUCAUGGAAAUCAAGGAUGCUUUCCUUUGGAGGUAAGAUAGUUCUAAUCAAACAUGUCUUGGCAUCGAUGCCAGUACAUCUGAUGUCGGCUGCGGUUAUCCCGAGUAAGGUAUUUAGAACUAUAGAAAAGGCUUUCUCGACCUUCAUAUGGAGCUCAUCACCCGAGGAGUCGAAAUUUCACUGGAUACGUUGGACCCAUAUGUGCUAUCCGAUAGAGGAGGGAGGAGUUGGAUUUCGGAAGCUUCAAGACAUCUAUACAGCUUUCUCAUUCAAACUUUGGUGGAAUUUUAGAAAGGGUUUGUCAUUGUGGGCUGAAUUUAUGAAAGCAAAAUACUGUAGACACCUUCAUCCUUGUCAGGUAGAAAUCAAGGCAAUGGACUCCGCACUCUGGCGCAGGAUGGUCAAUGUGAGUCGACAAGUGGAAUUCUCUAUGCUAUGGAUUGCAAAAGACGGCGCUUGUCAUUUUUGGUACGACAAUUGGUUGGGGGGUGGUACUUUGUUCCACCAAGCGACCGUUGUCCCACAUUUGUCUUUUGCUAAUUUCAUCAUCAAUGGAAACUGGGAUGUAAAUUUGUUAUAUCAGAUACUACCGAGGGAAAUGGUGCCCUCUAUUUUAGAGCACCCGAUUCCAGAAGAAGGGGGUGAAUCUGAAGUCAUUUGGACGCUCACAACAUCUGGAAACUUCUCUAUAGCUUCGGCAUUUCGGGAUAUUAGGCAGGCCCGCAACAAGUCUAUGGUCUUUAAUACAAUUUGGCAUUCUCAGCUCCCUUUCAAAGUUUCAUUCUUCAUGCUACGAUUGUUGCUGGGGAGACUGCCGGUUCCAGAUCGGUUAUGUAAACUUGGUUUACAUUUACCCUCAAAGUGUUUUUGCUGUUCUUCGGCAUCUGAGGAAUCAAUUGAACAUUUCUUUUCUAAUGGCCAUAUAGCGUCGACAGUUUGGCACUAUUUUGGAGCUUCAUGUGGUUUGUCCUUUCCAGGGUCAUCUUUGAGGCCCCGUACAGUGGGUUGGUGGCUCAGCUCAUAUGAUUCUGAAAUACAACGAUUUAUUGGGCACAUUCUACCCAGCAUUGUCUGUUGGCAGAUUUGGAAAGCAAGGAAUAAAGCAAUGUUUGAGGAUGUUCAGAUGAGGCCGCUUGCCAUUUGUCGUGCCAUUUUCUCGGAAAUCCAGACCAUGGUGGGAAUUCAUUUCAAACAAGUGUUCAGAGUACAGUCAUUUCAUCAUUUGUAUGAUUGGUCGUAUUCUUCUCAUACUGAGGUUACAUACAAACUUGUUCGUUGGGAAGCAAAGGAAUCCGAUCGGUUCAUAUUAAAUACGGAUGGCUGUUCUAAGGGCAAUCCAGGAGUGAGUGGAGGCGGUGGGGUUCUUCGGGAUUCAAAUGGCAUACCUUUGAUUGGCUUUUCGGCAUAUCUUGGGGAAACUACAAGUCUAUGUGCAGAGGUUCAGGCACUCCUUAUUGGCCUUCAAACUUAUGUACAUAGGGGUUUUCAAAAUCUCUAUGUUCAAUCGGAUUCUUUAUUAUUAGUUGGAAUUCUUCAGAAUCGCAUUCAAUGCCCCUGGAAGAUUCGACGAGAGAUUAGGCAGAUUUGGCAGUUGGUGAAAGAUCCUGAUCGUUUUUCACAUUGCUAUAGGGAAGCUAACAAAGUUGCUGAUGCGCUGUCCAAUGUGGGCGUAUUUCAUCCAGAGCAUCAAGUCAAGCUUUACGAGGCCUUUAAUUCGUUCCCAACUAUGGCUCGUGGGGCCAUUCGACUUGAUAGAUUAGGAAUGCCUUCAAUUCGGAAAAGUAAGCGUAUGAAGGGCUGA
Messenger RNA from Coffea arabica (coffee), 4968 nucleotides. The record is from RefSeq and is a predicted model, not a curated record. NCBI's taxonomy places the organism in Eukaryota, Viridiplantae, Streptophyta, Magnoliopsida, Gentianales, Rubiaceae.